AUGGUAUCCCGACCUGUUAUUUUUGCUUUUCGUGGCAGUCUUCAGUGCUGGAGACAGCGGGCUAUCCUGAAAGCUGCUUUGGGGACGUCGGUCUCCGGCAUCUGCAGUCGGUUGUCUUCGACAAGAAGCGGGAGCGUUACCAGCAUGGAGGAAAUGUUGGCGAGAGUCGUAUCACCGUUACCCACCUACGAAACAAGAGAAAAAUGCCCACCUCCUCCAGAGGCCAACAGUUUAGAGUUCAUGCACUUUUACAGAAGUCUUGACAGAGAAGAGAAAUUCAAUUUCCUGGCGAAGCUGUCACGAGACUUUGGAGUGGAUCAUAAAAGCGUUUCGGAAUUCGCUGGGAAGCUUCUGGACACCCAAUUUAGGGACUUGGCUACCAUUUUGCAGGUUGAGGACAGACUUCGAUACAGCUUGACUCCUCGUUACAAACAGUUACUUAACCACAUAAGCAGGGUGGAAGGGGGAGUGAAGUUUCUGGUUGACCUUAGAGCCGACGUGCUAGAAACCAUCUCAUCAAAAAGUAGCGACAGCCCGCACUUCAGGGAUUUGAAUGGAACACUGAAGAGCUUGCUGUCUGAGUGGUUCUCUGUAGGUUUACUCAGACUCGAGCGGAUCACCUGGCAUUCUCCCUGUGAGAUCCUACAAAAAAUCAGCCAGUAUGAGGCAGUGCAUCCAGUUAGGAACUGGGCUGACCUUAAGCGCAGAGUGGGGCCAUACCGUCGUUGCUAUGCCUUUACCCAUGCUGCCAUGCCAGGAGAGCCUUUGGUUGUGCUGCAUGUAGCCCUCACAGAAGAUAUCACAGACAACAUACAGAGUAUUGUACGUGAGUUUUCCACCCUUGAUCUGGAAGAGGAUGCAAACAAGGUAAAUGCAGCAAUCUUCUACUCCAUCUCCUCCACCCAAGCUGGUCUACAAGGUGUUGAGCUGGGAAACUAUAUCAUCAAGAGGGUGGUUCGGGAACUGCAGAGUGAGUUUCCGCACAUGACCCAGUUUUCCAGCCUAUCCCCCAUCCCAGGCUUCUCCUCGUGGCUACAAGGCCUUCUCAGCCAAUACCGGAAAGAAGGUCGUGGCUUGGACCUCCUUUCUGAGCAGGAGUGGCAGGAAGUGGAGAAAACCACUGACAUCUCCCAGGGCAAUAGUGCCACUGAUGUUCUUCGUAAGUUAAUAGCCACAAGUGAAUGGAUGCGUUCGGAACGCCUCUCUGCCCUCCUGGAGCCCGUUUUGAUGCGACUCUGUGCCUGGUAUCUAUACGGGGAGAAGAGGAGGGGUUACGCACUUAACCAAGUAGCCAACUUCCACCUUCAAAACGGCGCUACAAUGUGGCGGCUUAAUUGGCACGCUGAUACGAGCCCAAAGGGUGUGGCAAACUCCUGCGGAAUAAUGGUGAAUUAUCGUUAUUUCUUGAAUGAGACUUCAAAAAACAGUGCUCUUUACCUGCAGAAUAAAGUCAUCACAGCCUCGGAUCAAGUUCUUGGAUUGGUGUCGCAGUUUCAGAAGAACAGUAAACUCUGA
Nerophis lumbriciformis (worm pipefish) is the source of this 1515-nucleotide messenger RNA. The record is from RefSeq and is a predicted model, not a curated record. Lineage: Eukaryota; Metazoa; Chordata; Actinopteri; Syngnathiformes; Syngnathidae.